Molecule: messenger RNA, 1944 nt
Organism: Notothenia coriiceps (black rockcod)
Lineage: Eukaryota; Metazoa; Chordata; Actinopteri; Perciformes; Nototheniidae
Product: neurocan core protein-like
Exons: 7
Biological process (GO): central nervous system development; positive regulation of neuroblast proliferation; skeletal system development
Cellular component (GO): perineuronal net; synapse
Molecular function (GO): calcium ion binding
Source: RefSeq, a predicted model, not a curated record
AUCCGCAACCCGCCCUCUCUUUCUUCUUCUCUCCUCCUCACAGAUGUCGAUGACUGCCAGUCCGAGCCCUGUGAAAAUGGAGGCACUUGCAUUGACAAGAUUGAUUCGUUCCUCUGCCUUUGCCUGCCCAGCUAUGGAGGAGACACGUGUGAGAAAGACGUAGAAGGCUGCGAGCACGGUUGGAGGAAGUUCCACGGCCACUGCUACAGGUACUUCACUCACAGACACACCUGGGAGGAUGCAGAGAAAGACUGCAGAGAGCACAGCGCUCACCUCAGCAGCGUCAUCUCAGCCACUGAGCAGGAGUUCAUCAACGGUCUGGGACACGACAACGCCUGGUUCGGUCUGAACGAUCGCACAGUGGAGGAAGACUUUCAGUGGACUGACAGCAACGAUCUGGUAUAUGAGAACUGGAGGGAGGGCCAGCCAGAUAACUUCUUCGCAGGUGGGGAGGACUGCGUGGUGACCAUUGCCCACGAGGACGGCAAGUGGAACGAUGUGCCCUGCAACUACAACCUGCCCUACAUCUGCAAGAAAGGCACAGUGUUGUGUGGAACCCCGCCCGCAGUGGAGAACGCCCAUUUGAUUGGUCGCAGGAGGUCACACUACGACAUCCAUGCAGUGGUUCGCUACCAGUGCUCCGAGGGCUUCUUCCAGCGUCACAUCCCCACCGCCCGCUGCCGGGCUGACGGGAGCUGGGAGAGACCCAGGAUCAUCUGCACAAAGUCCCGGCGGUCACACCGGUACAGACGCCACCAUCACAGUCAGCACAACGAGCGCCGCGGCCACAGAAGACACGGAGGAGAUGGACACAAGGCCAGAGAGGACGCACACAGCUACUACUGAACCAAAUAAUACAGCGUCUGCAAAGCCCAUGUGCUAACCACGGCCCAUAAAGAAAGACAGUAGCUCACCCCCAUUUCCUUUCCUGCUUCUAACCAUGCUCCGUUUGGCUUUAUUCCUCCUUAACAAUUAGGUUUUCUUACUCUAACAUACUGUACAGUUUAUCUCCAUAACCACUCUCCCGGUGCUUUGAUGCUUCUUUAUGUUUUCACCCUGCUUCCUUUAACCGAGGUCCAUGCGAACACUAGCUAUGACACUAACUCCCUCCCUAACAUCUGAGUAAUGUUAAUCCUCUUCCUGUCUACGAACUAAACCCCGCUCAGUCUGUCUGACUGACAGCAGUGUGUGACGUAUGCAUGUGAGAAACUUAGAAAAGUGCUGAGUCACUUUUUUCAAAGGUUUGCUUGUUCAACAUGAAAACGAUUCUCAUACUAGUAUUCUGUUUACAAAGCACAGAUGUAAUUGAUGCAUUUAGUCCAUGGAGACCCGGAGCUUUUUGUAUGUGUACUGUAGCUGUUACUUUUUCCAUAGAGCAACUGAGAGCUGACCUGUUUUUAUUCUACUGACAUGCUUUUUCUAAUCUUUGCUAUGUUUUUGUGUUACGUUACUAUUUAUUAUAAAUCGUUUGCUAGUGAGUAUGCUUUCAUUGUUUACUUAUACUUCAAAGAGCCGACUUAACAUCAUUUUCUAUACCGGUAUAUAAGUCCAACAGUCAACAAUAAACUAAAUUAAUCAUUUGAUAAGCUAAUCUCUGUAUUGUAAAUAUUGUGGUGUUUGUUUUUGGCUGAUCCCUGAUCAAUAGUUGGACCUUGUCUAAUGAAAUAGAUCCCCCCCAUCCCUAUAAGCACUCUCAACUAAUGAAAAUGUCCCGAUGACAUAGAUAGUGUUGAUGGGGUUAUACUUUAGGAGAUAACCACUUGAUUGUAUCUGAAUUGCUAAAUACUUUCAAUCUUUGCACGGCUAUUUUUACUUUGAUGAGUAGAAUGUCACAAUUUUUUGUCUUUGAUAUUUGAUCGGUCAUUCACUUUUUUGGUGUUCUUGUGACUUUUUGUCCUGCUGUUGUAUUCCAUUCUUAAUAAAGUAAAAAAAUGAACAAUAGCA